UUGUCAGUUAUUCAAAACAAUUGUCAGUGUCAGUACCAUUAAAAUUUACUGUAAAAUGGGUCUCAUUCCUAUUGCUGUUUCAUUCAUGCUCACCCACUCAGGCCACAUGAUAUUCAAGGAGGCACCUUAUGGUAUUCAAAAUGAACCGUUCGCCCCUUGUUAUGUGUUUCUCUUUGGUGUCUUCCGCUUCUUGUGGUACUAUGGAUUGUACCCCACUUGCCUGAGGAAGCAACGAGUGUCAAAGUUUUGUGCGGAGUUGGUGUUUUCGAAAUACAUUUUGGAGUACCUCCUGCUGGAGUUUUGGCUUCCCUUGGAGUAUAGUGUGCAGCUAUUUUUUCACACCCUAGGUCUAAACAUUGAAAAAACACUAGAGGAACCACCUUUUGAAAUAUUCUCUGACGUUUACCUCCUGUUUGACCCAACAACCCACCUUUUGGCCCAAUAUUUUGUUAGUACCAUGUUUUUGGUGGCCGUUUUGCACGUAACUGAAGUCAUUGACUUGGACGCCUCACAAGUUUUAGCUUUGGUGUUUCGUUCCCCUUCAGAAAAAUGGUGAAGUACGUCAGGAGGAGUGUGAUAAAAUUGUUAGGAAUAAAGGUCCACAAAAGGACCAAACCAAAACUAACGAUAUUGGCCCACGAUAUGGUACAAUUUUAAUGAAUUCAUUGUUAAACAAUGCUAAAUAAAAUUGAUUGUUUCAUCCACGUUGUCAUUUGUUAUUCGGUACAACAUGUCAUUCGUGACACUUCCAUUACUAAUUUAAUUCAAAAUUCAAGUAUGGGUAAUUUUGCUCCCACAGCUCUGGCAUUUCUUUUAACCUACUACGGUACCAUGAUAUUCACCAAGUUGGAGGACGAGUUGUGCACGUCUUGUUGCAUCUUCCUGCUCACCAUCUUCUUCCUCAUUUGGAACUGUGGCAUCAACCUUAAGUCACUGAAGAGGCAUUGGUGUCUACAGCUUUGUAUUGAGUUGCUGAUUUCUAAGUUCACCAUGGAGGAGCUGCUCGUGCAAUUUUGGUACCCCCUGGAAGACACGGUGUUGGGAGUGUUUCCCAGGCUAGCUAUUAAUUUGGAAACUGUUUUGUCUGAGCCACCAUUCGAGUACUAUGUUAAUAUGGAUUGGCUGCACGGGCCCAUCACCAGGGCCUUAAUUAGCAUCCUCAUCAGCUCCUUCCUUCUUGUUACUAUUUUGCACGUAACUAGAACCAUUGACCUGAGAGGUCUCGAGCAAGGCCCCAGGUUCUUCCUGCACGACACCUACGCCAAACUCAUAAGGUACGCCACCAAGCGUGUAUCCAAGUUACUGAAGAAGCUUAGCUCCAAAAAGGUGCGAAGCAACAGCUGCGACUUGAGGAAGAAACUGGACCAGCCCAAAGAAGUCGGACAAGCCGGCGACUUUGCACGAACCGACGACACACUCGCCUCGGACGUGGCCGAGGAAGAUUAAUUUGAUGACGAGUAACUUUAUUUUCCUGCAAACCCUUUAGACUUUGUUUUUGAUGAACGAUAAUAAAUGUGUCCCUACGUGA
Aethina tumida (small hive beetle) is the source of this 1528-nucleotide messenger RNA. RefSeq lists its product as uncharacterized. Lineage: Eukaryota; Metazoa; Arthropoda; Insecta; Coleoptera; Nitidulidae. The record is from RefSeq and is a predicted model, not a curated record. Bases 676 to 1446 code for a protein of 256 amino acids. The transcript has 5 exons.